AUCGAAUUAAACAGUUGCACUGCAAGCAUCACCAUCACAGCAUCAGCUUUUUAGCAAAAAGAAAAUAAAAACCAUUCUUAACAAGAUGUACAAAUAUCUCUUCUGCUUGGCUAUCAUUGGCUUCGCCUGCGCCGACAAUAUCAACAAAGAUGCCCAGAUUCGUAGCUUCCAGAAUGAUGCCACCGACGCCGAAGGAAAUUACCAGUAUGCCUACGAGACCAGUAAUGGCAUCCAGUUCCAGGAGGCGGGUAAUCCCAAUGGUGCUCGUGGUGCCGUGAACUAUGUGUCGCCUGAAGGCGAGCACAUCUCGCUGACCUACACAGCCGACGAAGAAGGCUUCCAUCCUGUGGGCGACCACUUGCCUACCCCACCACCAGUUCCAGCAUACAUCCUGCGCGCUUUGGAAUACAUUCGCUCCCAUCCUCCUGCGCCCGCCCAGAAGGAUCAGCAGUAAUCCGUAAAAUCAUCAAUGCCAGCACUCCUCACAGCACAGUAAUUCCAUAUCGGCCAGUCAUUGUUAUUUUAGGACGUUUCAGUAGUUACCGUUAAUAAAGAACGUCGAUAAAAAUA
Drosophila eugracilis is the source of this 570-nucleotide messenger RNA. RefSeq names its product pupal cuticle protein Edg-78E (gene Edg78E). Gene Ontology annotation, molecular function: structural constituent of chitin-based larval cuticle. Bases 86 to 454 code for a protein of 122 amino acids. Gene Ontology annotation, cellular component: chitin-based extracellular matrix. The transcript has 2 exons. NCBI's taxonomy places the organism in Eukaryota, Metazoa, Arthropoda, Insecta, Diptera, Drosophilidae. The record is from RefSeq and is a predicted model, not a curated record.